Messenger RNA from Hibiscus syriacus, 642 nucleotides. Its product is annotated as TATA-binding protein-associated factor 2N-like. NCBI's taxonomy places the organism in Eukaryota, Viridiplantae, Streptophyta, Magnoliopsida, Malvales, Malvaceae. Gene Ontology annotation, cellular component: cytoplasm. Gene Ontology annotation, molecular function: mRNA binding. The record is from RefSeq and is a predicted model, not a curated record. The coding region runs from base 74 to 550 and encodes 158 amino acids. The transcript has 4 exons.
UUUGCUUACUUACAGCAUCCCAUCUUCUUUCUCAGGGUCUGCAACUCUCUGCACUUUUAGUUUGGGAGGAAAUAUGAACAGGCCGGGUGACUGGAAUUGCAGGUCGUGCCAGCACCUCAACUUCCAAAGGAGGGACUCCUGCCAGCGCUGUGGAGAACCGAGACCCGGUGGCGAAAGAGGCGAGUAUGGAAGUUUCGGUGGCAGCAGGGGCGGCGGCGGCUCAUCGUUCGGGUUCACUGGACCCGACGUUAGGCCUGGCGACUGGUAUUGCACCGUGGGCAACUGCGGGGCUCAUAACUUCGCUAGCAGAUCAAGCUGCUUCAAAUGUGGUGCAGCCAAAGAUGAAUCGUCUGGUGGAUUUGAAGGUGACAACGUCCCACGUAUGAGGGGUUAUGGCUUUGGCAGUGCCAGCUCUACUCGCUCUAACUGGAAAUCUGGCGACUGGAUUUGCACCAGGUCUGGCUGCAACGAGCACAACUUUGCCAGCAGGAUGGAAUGUUUCAGAUGCAAUGCACCAAGGGACUCCACCACCCACAAUUCUUCAUACUAAUUAAUAAAAUGAAAUCUUCAUUUUUGGGUACUGGUGCAGUCCCAGGAGAGAGAUGAGACAAGGCCAUCCCGGAUGAUGCUUUCUGUCUGUCU